Alternaria ethzedia is the source of this 621-nucleotide messenger RNA. RefSeq lists its product as uncharacterized. The coding region runs from base 1 to 621 and encodes 206 amino acids. Lineage: Eukaryota; Fungi; Ascomycota; Dothideomycetes; Pleosporales; Pleosporaceae. The transcript has a single exon. The record is from RefSeq and is a predicted model, not a curated record.
AUGGCGCAAAUCACGAAAGCCGAAGCUACAGCGGCGAACCAACUGACCUCUCCUCUCCUCCGUCUACCAGCAGAGCUACGAAACCUCAUCUACCACUACGCGCUCGGCAACUGCACGCUCAUCCUAGCCGCGCACCAUGACAGGCUCUGCACCUACCAACACGACAUGCCCGCUUUUCCCCUCUUGGCCGUCUGCACGCAGAUCCACGCCGAAGCAGCCCUUCUUCCCUACAGCCUUAACACGUUCGACAUCGCUAGCGACUACACCCUACGUGUGUUCCUAGCCACUAUGCCUAUGCAGUACGUACAAGCUAUCAAGACGCUAGACAUCGGUACCUGGACCGUGGCGGGUAAAGAGACGAUUUGCGCCGCGAAUCUGCAGCGAUUUACGGGGCUGGAAAAGGUCGUCUUUAGUUAUCAAGGCGGCACAGAAACGGUAAGCAAGUUCUUUUCUGAGCAUGCCUGGAAGAAGGUGGUGGGGCUGCUGCGGGAGACGAUGCCGGAGGUUAGCACGUCCAUGCGGGACUUGCGCGAGAAGGCUCAUCGGAGGGAGGACGCGUUGGAACUCGCUAUGUGGGUACGGAGGAAUGCUUACUUGGCUUCUGUCUUUCGCGCGCUAUGA